Messenger RNA from Candoia aspera, 5347 nucleotides. RefSeq lists its product as uncharacterized. Lineage: Eukaryota; Metazoa; Chordata; Lepidosauria; Squamata; Candoiidae. Gene Ontology annotation, molecular function: DNA-binding transcription factor activity, RNA polymerase II-specific; RNA polymerase II cis-regulatory region sequence-specific DNA binding. Gene Ontology annotation, biological process: regulation of transcription by RNA polymerase II. The record is from RefSeq and is a predicted model, not a curated record. The transcript has 9 exons. Bases 166 to 4608 code for a protein of 1480 amino acids.
UUGGUCUACGCUCUCUAGCUGUGACUGGAGUUGCUUAAUUACAGGUAGAUAAUUUGGUCUGGAGAUAUGCACGUGUUUAUUUCACGCUUAUCUGCCUGCGCUGGCCUUUCCAAUUAAAACACGCUUCCAAACAGGUGUUCCUCCAGGAGCUGAAGGAAGCUGGUCAUGAGACAUAAAAUAAUGCCGGAGAAGGGGAAAAGUCCAGAUGCAGAAUCCGAACGAGAAUUGCGAGAGGGCCUCAAACUCAAGGCCACCCAGGAGAAUGCAGGGAAAGCAAUGAAAGGCCUCCAACCCGGGAACGCAGAGGCCUUUGCCAACAGGGGGGGCUCCAGGCCAGCCAGGAGUGAGGCAGGAGACCGGCGGUUGAAAUACUUAGAUCCCCGGGCUGCUUUGAAGGCGACGCAGCGCUCCAACCAGGAGGAACUGGUUUCUGAACCGUGGGAGAACGCCAAGGCCUGCCUGGCCUCAUUGGAGGGAGCUGCUGAGACCUACUGGCGGUACAAAGGGUUGGUGGAUCUCAGCAGAGACCCUCGAAGGGAGAGCAAGCAGACCAGCACUGCCAAGAUGGAUGACUACUGGAAGGUGGGAGAGGAUGCCCUGAGGGAUGACUCAGCGGCCACAGACAUGCAGCGAGCCCUUUUUAGGGAGUUCUGUUACUGGGAUGCCGAGGGUCCCCGCGAGGCCUGCAGCCGCCUCUGGUACCUCUGCCACCGGUGGCUGAAGCCGGAGAGGCACACCAAGGAGCGGAUCCUGGAGCUGGUGAUCCUGGAGCAGUUCCUGGCCAUCCUGCCCUCCGAACUCCAGAGGUGGGUCAAAGCUGCCAGGCCUCAAACCUGUGACCAAGCAGUGGCCCUGGCUGAAGCCUUUCCCCCAGGACGGCCACAGGAGGGACCAAGCCUGAUGCAGGAGGCGGCCCUGGGUUUCUCCACGGCUGAGCAGCCUCUGUCUGGGGCUGGAGAGAAACAUCUCAGCGCCAAGAUCAAGCAGGAACGGGAUGCUGACAGUGACUCAGAAGGAGAUGAGUGGGUGAUUGAGACAAGGCAGGGAGACCCCCAGCUGGAGGAAACGGAGCCAGUGAAACUGUGUGGGACCUCCUGGGAAGGACUCGAUUGGUCUGAAGAGGAUGGAGAUGGUCCUGCAGCUCUUGGGGAUGGAGCAGACCAGAAGGAUGAGGACAACCAAGAUCAGCGCAGAGCUGAAGUGUUUCCUCUAGCAAAAGAAGAUGGGGACUCAAGUCAACCCAUUGUGGUCAAAAGACAGCGCAGAAGUCGAGAGAAGAAGACAUGUGCUGUGUGCGGCAAGACCUUCAGCCGGAGUACUGUGCUUGCUGCGCAUCAGAGGACCCACACGGGUGAGAAGCCAUUCAUGUGCCAGAAUUGUGGGAAAUGCUUCAGCUUCAAGUCCACGCUGGUUGCCCAUGAAAGGACCCACACGGGAGAGAGGCCCUACACCUGUGAUCAGUGUGGGAAGAGCUUCACCGUCAGCUCAGUCCUCACCAGGCACUACAGAGUACAUAUUGAAAAGGAACUCUUCAGCUGCUCCGAGUGUGACAAGAGCUUCACGCAGAAGUCUCAGUUGCUCAACCACCAGAAGGUCCACGUGAGGGAGAAGCCGUUCAAAUGCGCCCAGUGUGGAGAGGGUUUCAGCCGCAGCUCCAGCCUCAAGAAACACGAGGGCGCCCACACGGGGCAGAAGCCAUUCAAAUGCCCCGACUGUGAGAAGUCCUUCAACACGUCCUCCCAGCUGGUCAAGCACCACCGAGUCCACACGGGGGAGAGGCCCUACACCUGUUCAGAGUGCGGGAAGAGCUUCAGCCAGUGGCAGAUCCUGAUGGUGCACCAGAGGACCCACACGGGCGAGAAGCCCUUCAAGUGCGCCACCUGCGGGAAGUGCUUCUCUGAUCGGGCGGUCCACAUCCGUCACCAGAAAGUCCACACGGGGGAGAGGCCUCACCAGUGCACCACUUGCGGGAAGAGGUUCACCCACCGCACCGUCUUGGUGAAGCACCAGAAGAUCCACGCCCGGGAAGCCCUGAAUCUGGCCAAAUUAAAAGAGGAGCAGCAGCAACACAAGGAAACUUCCAGCGACGCGGAGUUGGCCACCCGCAUUCCGAGGCCGCCGGAGCGAGUCGCGCACGAUUGGCAGGCAGCUCCGCGGCUUCCGCUGCCCGGGCCGGCGGGCGCGCGGGCUGCGUUCUUCCCGCAGUCGGGGGUUAAGCUGACAGAGCUGCGCCGCCCAGAGUGGAGACGGGCGAAGAGCGGCGCGCCGGCGAGGGGUCCCCCUUCCUUGCCUGCGCUGCCUUGCGGCCGGAGCGCCGUCGGCCUCGGGGUUCCUAGCCGCCGGGUCGCGGGCUCCCCGUCCGGCCUCGCGCCAAAGCCGGGGCGGGCAGAGCGCCCGAGGCGCCGAGCCCGCUUCGCGCAAGGGGAGGCGCCGGCUGGCCCCGCGCAAUUGGCCCGGCGGCGCAGCGGAGCCCGGGCAGGCGCGCGCUGGCGAGACCUCUCCGACGGAGGGAGCGGGGAGCCCGAACGCUCGCGCUCCCGGGGGUGCUUCCGACGGCGGUUUUCCCUCCGUGAGAGCCAGUCUGGCGCAGUGGUGAAGGCACAGGCUGCAACUAAAUCUGAUAAAAUGGCACAGAGAGGAAGGGUGCCAAGUGUUGGCCUCCAGUUCCCAGAGCUGUUGCCCCAGGAGAUAAAGGCUGGGAGGCUGCUGGGGGAUGAAGUCCAUGAGGGGUGUGAACAUGGAAUAGCUUUGGAGGGAGCAGGAGAUGCCCCUCACAAAUUCAGGACUGGGAAUCGUUUGAGUUUUCUGAAGAAGGAGAACCUGGAGCAGGCAGCAAACCACUUGGACAAACAUUUAGAGUUGCGUGAGGCCUUAAAAGCAACACAGUUUCCUCACUCAAGAUGGGAAUGUUCCCAGUUACCAAGAUCACCUCCAUGGGGUAAGACUAAGACUUCCCAACCAUCCUUUGAAGGAGCGUUAGAUAGUCUUUGGAGAUCCAAAGGAGAAUCAAAUCACCCUGGAGACAUUCAAGGGGGGCACACCAAGAUGGAGGAUUAUUGGAAGGCCAAAGAGGAUGUCUUAAGUGAGGGCCAAGCUUCCAUGGACGCACAGCAAGCCCUCUUCAGGGACUUCCGUUACCAGGAUGCCGAGGGGCCCCGCGAGGCCUGCAGCCGCCUCUGGUACCUCUGCCACUGCUGGUUGAAACCGGAGAGACACACCAAGGAGCAGAUGCUGGAGCUGGUGAUCCUGGAGCAGUUCCUGGCCAUCCUGCCCCCGGAGAUUCAGAGCUGGGUCAAAAAGAACUGCCCUCAAACCUGUGACCAAGCGGUGGCCUUGGCAGAAGAGUUCUUACUGAGACAGGAAGAGGACGAGGUGUCGGAGCAAAGGGGUUCAGUCCUGACCCAGGAGGAGGCCAUCAACUUCCACCCAGCCCAGACAUCUCAUCCCGGCCCUGAAGAGAAGCCGUUGUGCUCUAAAGCCAAACAGGAGACCAAGAGUGAAGCAGAUGCUCAGGGUGAUGAGUGGGUGAUGGAGAUGAAAGAAGCAAAACUCAAGCUAGAAAAUUCUGAGGCCGUGGAGCUCUUUGAAACUUCCCGGGCAUCCCACCCUGAGCCCCAGGAGGGCAGAGCUGCCUCCCCAAGUCUCAAGGGAUCGGAGCAGGGGAUGAAAAGCUACCUCAGUCCGCAAGGGGACGCCUUCUUCCCCUGCUUGGAGGAAAGCGGGGAAGCGAACCAAACCCUUGUUGUGAAGAGACAGCUCAGAAGUCGCGGAGAGAAGCUGUGCAACGUGUGCGGGCGAAGUUUCAGCCGGAGCACGGUGCUCGCCGCGCACCAGCGGACCCAUACGGGCGAAAAGCCAUUCAUGUGCCAGGACUGUGGGAAAUGCUUCAGCUUGAAAUCCACGCUGGUCGCCCACGAGAGGACCCACACGGGGGAGAGACCCUACAGCUGCUCGCAGUGUGGGAAAUGCUUUACCGUCAGCUCGGACCUCACCCGGCACUAUCGAAUCCACAUAGGGGAGAAGCCGUUCGGCUGCCCUGAGUGCGGCAAAAGCUUCAGCCGGAAAACUCAGUUGCUCAACCAUCACAAAGUCCACACAAGGGAGAAGCCGUACAAGUGUUCCCAGUGUGGCGAGGGUUUCAGCCGCAGCUCCAGCCUGAUGAUACACGAGGGCGCCCACACGGGGCAGAAGCCAUUCAGAUGCCCCGACUGCGAGAAGUCCUUCAACACGUCCUCCCAGCUGGUCAAGCACCACCGAGUCCACACGGGGGAGAGGCCCUACGCCUGUUCAGAGUGCGGGAAGAGUUUCAGCCAGCGGCAGAUCCUGAUGGUGCACCAGAGGAUCCACACGGGCGAGAAGCCCUUCAAGUGCGCCACCUGCGGGAAGUGCUUCUGCGACCGGGCCGUCCUCAUCCGGCACCAGAAAGUCCACACGGGGGAGAGGCCGCACCUGUGCAUCACCUGCGGGAAGAGUUUUUCGCACCGGGCUGUGCUGGUGAGGCAUCAAAAAAUCCACACCAGGGAAACACUCCACGCCCUGAAAUUUGAGGAGGGGGCACCCCCAGUGAAGGUUUCUAAAACAGCCUGCCACUCUUCGAUUUUGCCUUGACUUCGGCGUGGCUUGCAAACAACCCACAGCAGUUUACUGCCAUCUGUGUUUAGCCCGGCUGUAAAACAGCAGCUUAUAACACCCGUUCAGCUGGUUGCAAAGUGAUUUCGAAAUCCCAGUGAGAAGCUGUUCUACACCCCGUUAGGCUCCACUGUAAAAUGUGAUAAACCUCCCAUGGAUGCCAAUUGCGUGGUGGGGUUUCCUUCAAACACCCUUCCCCAAUCUGACAUCCUUAUGAUGGGUUGGAUAUCCACUCUUAGCACCCCCAGAUGGACGAUGAUGGGAAAUGUUUCUCAGUGGUGAUGGGGUUGUUGGCUGCUGGCACUGUUUUGCUCUUUUAUCCUACUUUUCAGACCUUUUUGCUUCUUCUCAACCUUCACCGUCUUCUAAAAGAGAUGAUUAUGGGAUUGAUCGAUCAACUGAUUCUGUGCUAUCAAGUUGUUUUUGACUCUAGCGACCAUGAGAUUAUGGAAUACAAACUGGAUAUUUCUGUGGAUUGGAUAUUCCCUCCCGCUUCCCUCCAGUGACAUUCAGCCUUAACCUGUUCCUUUAUCUUGGUCAUCAGACAUAAAUUAUACUGGCCAGCUUUCCUGCAGGGACUUCUGAGGUUUCAUGCUUGAAACACAAUGAGCACUUAGGAGAUUGUGCGGUAUAAAUGGUUACUGCAAUGUUUUUAAUAUUUUCUUUGUAUUUCUGUGUGUCUCACCUUUGAAUAAAACCUUGAAUUGUUUAAACAUAA